Myxocyprinus asiaticus (Chinese sucker) is the source of this 5359-nucleotide messenger RNA. RefSeq names its product BCAS3 microtubule associated cell migration factor (gene bcas3). Gene Ontology annotation, cellular component: cytoplasm. The record is from RefSeq and is a predicted model, not a curated record. Gene Ontology annotation, biological process: response to starvation; autophagy. Gene Ontology annotation, molecular function: protein binding. NCBI's taxonomy places the organism in Eukaryota, Metazoa, Chordata, Actinopteri, Cypriniformes, Catostomidae. The coding region runs from base 91 to 2868 and encodes 925 amino acids. The transcript has 25 exons.
GUCAGCUUUAGUGUGUACUGUGGCGUUUUGUGAGGUCGCCUGUUGAUCCCAAUUCAAAACACAAAGGCUUGGGAUUCUGAGUGGUUGGCAAUGGCGUCUGACUCCCCACGCAGACCGAGUCGCUGUGCUGGUGGGGUUGUGGUUCGGGCACAGGCUGCGACAGAGCAGUCUUACAUGGAAAGUGUAGUUACAUUCUUGCAGGAUGUAGUCCCUCAGGCGUACACGGGGACACCUCCAAAUGAUGAAAAAGAAAAGAUAGUUUGGGUCCGCUUUGAAAAAACAGACAUCAAUGAUGUGGCCCGCUUGCCAGAGUUUCAAGAAAAGCAUGGAAACAGCACCGACCCACCUCUCUGCUUGAUGAUUGGCUACACUGAUGGAAUGCAGAUCUGGAGCAUUUCACUGAACGGGGAGGCGCAGGAGCUGUUCUCGGUGCGGCAUGGGCCUGUGCGAACUGCCAGGAUUCUGCCUGCCCCUCAUAUCAGUUCCCUCAAGACUGACAGCUUCGCUGAGAAACGGCCCCUUCUCGGUGUGUGCAAGAGCACGGGCUCCUCGGGGACAAGUCCCCCUUAUUGUUGUGUGGACCUUUAUUCCCUAAGAACAGGAGAGAUGAUCAAGUCCAUACAGUUUAAAACACCCAUAUAUGACCUACACUGCAACAAAAGGAUCCUUGUCGUUAGUCUUCAAGAAAAGAUUGCUGCCUUUGACAGCUGCACCUUUAUGAAGAAGUUCUUUGUCACAAGCUGCUACCCAUGUCCCGGGCCCAACCUCAACCCUAUUGCUCUAGGAAGUCGGUGGUUGGCCUAUGCCGAGAACAAGUUGAUCCGGUGUCAUCAGUCCCGUGGUGGGGCCUGUGGGGAUAAUGCCCAGUCCUACACUGCCACUGUCAUCAGUGCAGCUAAAACAUUAAAGACAGGCUUGACCAUGGUGGGGAAGGUCGUGACCCAGCUCGCUGGAACACUGCCAUCAGGGGUGGCUGAUGAGGAAGGCACUGCCCACAGCGGUACUCGUCGCAGCCCUCACCAGCCUGGCGUGGUUACAAUUAUAGACACGCACACUGUGGGAGAGGGGCAGGUCCUAGUUAGCGAGGACUCAGAUGGAGAGGGAGUGAUUGCACAUUUUCCAGCACAUGAUAAGCCUAUAUCCUGCAUGGCGUUUAAUCCAAGCGGUAUGCUGCUGGUGACUGCAGACACUCUCGGCCAUGACUUUCACGUUUUUCAAAUCUUGACUCACCCAUGGGCGUCUUCCCAGAGUGCGGUUCAUCAUUUGUAUACCCUUCACAGAGGAGAGACCGAGGCUAAGGUUCAGGAUAUCUGCUUCAGCCAUGACUGUCGCUGGGUCGUCAUCAGCACUCUUCGUGGCACCUCUCAUGUCUUUCCCAUCAACCCGUACGGCGGAGCGCCGUGUGCACGCACUCACAUGUCUCCACGUGUGGUCAAUCGUAUGAGCCGUUUCCAGAAAAGCGCCGGACUGGAGGAGAUUGAACAGGAGCUGAGCAGCAAACAGGGCGGCCGAUGCAGCCCCAUUUCCGGCCUCUCUAAUAGCCCUUCUGGAUCACCGCUACAUGCCAAACUCACUAGUCAAGAAUCUUACAACAACUUCACUAACAACAACAUGGGUAAUCCACGCCUGUCCCCACUACCCAGUUUGAUUGUUGUGCUUCCUCUGGCACAGAUCAAGCAGCCGAUGACCUUGGGCACCAUCACCAAGCGCACUGGACCCUACCUCUUUGGGGCAGGAUGUUUUUCCAUUAAAACUCCAUGCAAAGCCAAGCCACCUCCCCAGAUCUCCCCCAGUAAGUCCAGUGGUGGAGAGUUCUGCAUAGCUGCAGUUUUCGCCUCCUCUCGCUCCUGGUUUAUCACCAACCCCAACAUGAAGAGAGAGAAAGAUCAGUCACGCCAGGCCGUCGUUGAAUCCCUCUACAUCCUGAGUUGCUACGGAAACCUGGUGGAACAUGUGCUAGAGCCUCGGCCAAUCAGCACAGCUCAAAAGAUCGGCGACGACACACCCCUGGAGCUGAACACCUGUCCGAGAGCCUGUUGGAAUCUCGCCAGGACACCGCAGUGGAAUGAGCUACAACCACCUUUCAGCAGCAACCACCCCUUGGUGCUGGCCUCAGACUUCGUGCAGUACUAUCAGUACCUCCUGGUUGGCUUGGUACCACCUGGCAGCCCUGGCCCCAUCACACGACAUGAGUCUUAUGACAGCCUGACAUCCGAUCACAGUGGCCAGGAAGAUGAGGAAUGGCUCUCACAGGUGGAGAUUGUGACCCACACCGGUCCACACAGAAGACUUUGGAUGGGCCCUCAAUUUCAGUUCAAGACCAUCCACCCGUCAGGUCAAACAACUGUCAUCUCAUCCAGUUCCUCUGUACUACAGUCCCAGGGGCCCAGUGACACCCAGCAGCCUCUGCUUGAUUUUGACACAGACGACUUGGACCUGCGCAGCCUCAGGAUCCAGCCGGUGCGGUCUGAGCCUGUUAGCAUGCCUGGAUCCUCUCGCCUGGUGGCAGAUUGUAGAGGCCAAUCCACAGUCAUAGAUACUGGCUCAGGCAUGUUUGACCGCAGCGUCACUCUGCUGGAGGUGUGCGGCAGCUGGCCUGAGAGCUUCGGCUUGCGUCACAUGUCCUCUGUAGAAGCCACCGAAGAGGGCCUAAAGGAGAGACUGGCGGACGCAAUGUCAGAGUCACCCAGCAGAGAUAUUGUAGGCUCUGGGACAGCAGAGCUGCAGAGGGAGGGAAGCAUCGAGACACUCAGCAAUAGCUCAGGUUCCACCAGUGGAAGCAUUCCCCAGAACUUCGAGGGCUACCGGUCCCCUCUCCCCACCAAUGAGAGCCAGCCCCUGAGCCUGUACCCCACCGGAUUCCCCUAAAACCAGCUGUCCCGCGCACAUCUCGGACCCAAGGAAGCCUCUCUUUUGGCUUUGGACAAUCUUGACAGUACAACCACAUCAGAGAGGCUCCACUCUCUCUAUCUCUAUCUCUUUACCAAGUGAUCCCUGCUUAUUUUUGCUCCGAUGGCUGUUAUUUAAAAUGUGGAUUUUUUUUCCUUUAAUCAAACCAGGCAUGCACACAUAUAGGAAAACAAUGCUCAAUCAGGACCAGAGUUCAGACUAGAAUUUCAUUUUCUGACUAACAGGAUGCUUUAUUGUCAUUUCACAAUGCUUGUAGAUCAAGAAGUUAAUGUGAUGUAGCUUUAAUUUAAGAGAAAGGGAGAGUGAGUGCUGAUCUGAUGUACUGUAAAGGGAUUGAUGUAGUCGCAAUUUUCAGAAAACGUGUCAUUUUUCUAGUAUCAUUAUCAGUCGAACUUCCGGUGUGUAGGUGUGUAUCUUUAUUGACCAUUCUUUGAGUGUGCGUAUGAGUCUUUUAUGAUAGAGAGUGUAUAUGUCCACCAAAUAUGAGUCCUGAUUACCUAGAUUUAAGCUUGAGGUCAUAAAGCAUUACAUUAAAGCACUCUCGCAGCAAAUGAGUCAAAGUGACGACUGAGUUGCAGCACAAUUAAAACCGUUUCCUUUUUAAAAGCAGAACUGCCUUCCUAUGAUGUUUGUAUGUACUGAUGUUAAGAAAAAUACUUCAGUGCUUAAGAUCUGUUUGGAAAAGAAACACGUGUUGCUAAUCAUAUUCAGUCAAAUAGUGUUUUAAUCUGUUUCGGUAGAUGUACUGUAGUUAACAUUUGAAAAAUCCUUAACGUUUAUCUUGUAUCUGAUAGGUAAUCAAAAUUGGUUAUGCUUACGAUAUAAAUGUUGCUUGUGUUACAUCAUAGUGUUUAUUAUUUAACACAUUUGCUCUGUAUAUUUGGGUUUGUUUGUUUUUUUAUUUUUUAGCCAAGUAUUUCAUUUUUGGUGUUUAAUUUCUUCUGGGGAUGUGAUUUUCUUUCUCUUAUUUGUGUUUUUUUUAUUUUAUUUUUUUAGUUUUUUUAGUUUUGUUUUUUUUUGUUUUUUAUGCCUUUCAAAUUAUGGAUAAAUGUGAGAUUUAUUGCUUUUUUUUUUAGAAGGGACCUUUGUUCACCAAUGUAUUGUUUCCAUGUUUUAUUGGUUUAUUGGCUGUGUGCAAGGCUGGUGUUCAUCCACAGCAAAUUUAAUUUAGCUCAUAAGAGGAAUUAGAUGUCUGCUCAAACUUAUGGAUCAAGUCCCCUCACACACAUCAUCAUCAUUAUAAUCAAUAUAAUAAUUUAUUUGCUUAACCAAUUUAUAUUGUUCAGUUAGAAUAAUUUUUCAACUUUAAGCUGGGAUGUAAGUUUACACACAACUAUUGAUGAAUAGCAAGUAAACUAAUACAAGAGUUAUGAAAUUGCUAAAAAGAAGCAGUCACAAGUUUGUCAAGAAGCUUAGAGGAAUAUUCCGUGUUCAAUACAAGUUAAGCUCAACCGACAUCAUUUGUGGUAUAAUGUUGAUUACCACAAACAAUUAUUUCGAUGCGUCCCUCCUUUUCUUUUAAAAAAGCAUUUGUUUAUGGAUUGGCCCCAUUCACUUCCAUUGUAAAUGCCUCAUCCAGACUUUUGCUUUUUUAAAGAAAAGGAGGGACAAGUCAAAAUAUUUUUUUGUGGUAAUCAACAUUACUCCACAAAUGCUGUCAAUUGAGCUUAACUUGUAUUGAGCGCAGGAUAUUCCUUUAAAGAGCCGCUGCUGGCUGACAGUUUGGUGCAUGUUGAAAACCUGAGUAGCUUGGUUCCUGGAGAGGAAACGUGUCAUGGUUUGUUCACCAUAAUUUAGAAUGGACAAAGUUGGCAUGAUUUUAGUGAAUGCAGUGCACGUGCUUUAUAUGGACUACAUAAUUUUUUGUAAUUAUACUGAAGUAAUAUUGUCAUGAAAUAGGAAUUUAGGGAAGUGAAAUUAAUGAUUCUAUACAUUUGGUGUUUGUUUAAUACAAUAUGUACAUUUUGACUUUCUCACAAAUCUUUUCCCUUGUUAACUUGCUUUGCUUUUUCAUCUUCUCUUCUGAAUAUAUUUGUUAUUAAAAAAAUAAAUAACUGCAUUUAAAUUAUGAUAGAAAUCUGAGACAGAGGCUAAAAAUCUAAAUCACUGCUUUUAUUUAGGUAACUGAUAUUUUUUUUUAUAAUCUUUACCCCCUACAGUAAUGUCCACAGGCUUUACAACGUUGACUUAGAUUUCCUUCAUCACUGCUUUAAUUGCACGUGUUUAAGCUUUGUUUCACUAUAUUAUAUAGAAAUGUUUAUUUACAGUUAUCUAAUGCUGCUACAUUUUCCAGUACCAGCUGUGCAUUGUGUAACAUCAUGAGGAAUUUUUCAGCUGCACAAAUGUCAAAGUUCUAUAACUGUGCUCUUUCUGUAUUGAAACUACAAAGACUGUAAAAUGGAUAUUGAAAUGCUGAAAGCAAUAAUACAUCUCAUUACUUAAUACAGCA